AUGUCUUCCCCGGAUCCACCAGACAACAAUAGCAGUCCCAUGUCGUCACCCUCUGACGCAAGAUAUGAUACCGCCUUGUCUGACACAAUUGAUACGGUACAAGAUAACGAGACCUGGGACGACUUAUCGUCUCCGGAACCAGAGUUGACAAUGAUGUUGACGGAAUUGAAUAAUCGAUUACGGUCGCAAACACAGAAUAUUAGAAACUACCGCAACCACCAAACUACAGAAAGCAAUAACAGUAUAGACGAUUCAGAAAUAGGAUCUCUAUCGCAAAGGGAUAUUCCACAAUGGCAAAAAACUGCGAAAAGAACUUUGGUGUUUAUUGGGUAUACAAUUACUACAGUCCUAUUUUCCAUCAUAAUUUAUUUACAUUCCUUAUUGGUUAGAUGCAGCUAUGACGAGGAAACGUCAACCAUGUUGUUGGACGGCGUGUUCAGAGCUCAAGAGAAGGCAAUAGAUGACUACCAUAGAAGACAUCGUGUACAAGUUGAAAAUGACGAUAAUUAA
This is a messenger RNA of Lodderomyces parapsilosis, 510 nucleotides long. RefSeq lists its product as uncharacterized. The transcript has a single exon. The record is from RefSeq and is a predicted model, not a curated record. Bases 1 to 510 code for a protein of 169 amino acids. NCBI's taxonomy places the organism in Eukaryota, Fungi, Ascomycota, Pichiomycetes, Serinales, Debaryomycetaceae.